Messenger RNA from Rotaria sp. Silwood1, 510 nucleotides. Lineage: Eukaryota; Metazoa; Rotifera; Eurotatoria; Philodinida; Philodinidae. The record is from the annotation of a GenBank genome assembly.
AUGAAAUUUGGACGUUUAGUUUUAGAUCGAAAUUCAGAAAAUUAUCAUCGAGAUGUUGAACAAGUUGCUUUUUCACCUAGUAAUUUAGUACCUGGCAUUGAACCAGGACCAGAUCCAUUAUUAUUAUUUCGCUGUUUUCUUUAUCGAGAUACACGAACCAAAAAUUCAUAUACUCAACUACUCUAUACUCGACCUGAUUUAACAUGUAAUGAAAAACUUCAACCAUUACAAGGAUAUUUAGCUCGAAAAUCUCAUUCACGUCAUGAAAAUCAACUUCCACCAGAUGCCGAAUAUGUUCAAGCACGAGAAUUUUAUUUACAAGCAUUUCGAUCUGUAACAAGAUCAGAUAUAAAACUUCGUUUUCUUGUUGCAUGUUAUAAAAUUCAUUCAGAAUAUGCUCGUGAUAUUUUAACAUUUGAUCAAGUCGAACAAACUGUUAGGACACUUCAAGAUAAACAUACGGUUGAUCAUGUUAAUGGUUAUGAACCAUACAAUCUCAAUCAAAGCUAA